AUGAGCCUUGCAGCCAACAGCAUCAACCAGUCGAAUACCAGAUCACUUUCCAGAAAUAAUGUGGCCUCCCGGCUUUAUGCAACAGUAAAGCGAGAAAUUCAACUCGCAUAUUUGCUCAUGAAAAGCAACUUCGACGCAGCCUCUUCUCCUUUCCCCAUAUUCACAACAGCCUCGUUACUUCACAGCAGAGCAACCUAUGAAAAAGCCUUAUCUUCUCUGGCCUGUGCAAUCAUUUACGGUAUGCUUUUCCAUUACACCAUCGACUUGGCCAACCACGCUGAAGGGGCCGAGAAUAAACAUGAAGACAAAAUCAACAAACCAGACCGACCAAUCGUGCAGUCUCAAACUACCAUAUCUGCAACAAAAUAUCGCUUCUACAUUGUAUCCGCGACAUGGCUUCUCUUGAGCUACGCCUUAGACCUCUACAUCUGGUCCCUUCUCUGGAUAGUGGUUGUGGUCUUCCUCUAUAUUCUACACGCUUCGAGAAUCGGUCCAGCCAAGGACUUCUGCAUGGUUUUGGGUACACUCUCCCAACUCAUGGCCUGUUGGAAGCUGGGAGGCUCCGACAGUGUGGAUUCUGCUUGGGGAUGGGUCGUACCUAUCAUGGUAUGGGUUUUCUUCACUAUCCCCAUCCAGGACUUCCGCGACGUUCCUGGUGAUUUGGCUUCCGGGCGGAAAACCACACCGAUCCUUCUGGGGGAUGUUCCGGGUAUGUAG
Aspergillus tubingensis is the source of this 717-nucleotide messenger RNA. Its product is annotated as UbiA family prenyltransferase. The coding region runs from base 1 to 717 and encodes 238 amino acids. The record is from RefSeq and is a predicted model, not a curated record. Gene Ontology annotation, molecular function: transferase activity, transferring alkyl or aryl (other than methyl) groups. Gene Ontology annotation, cellular component: membrane. Lineage: Eukaryota; Fungi; Ascomycota; Eurotiomycetes; Eurotiales; Aspergillaceae. The transcript is spliced from 2 exons.